AUGGCAUUCAAGUUCAUCGCCGUUGUUGCUUUACUCGCUGUAGCAAAUGCUGGCAUUAUACCAACCGCUCAGGUCUACCAUGCUGUCCCAGCUACUAUCGUCAAAACUAUUGCUCCUGUAGCUCAUUAUGCUGCCCAACCUGUUUUAGCUAAAGCUGAUGAUGAAUACGAUCCCCAUCCUCAAUACAAAUUUUCCUACGAUGUUCAAGAUGCUGUUUCUGGUGACUCCAAGAGCCAAGUUGAAGAACGUGAUGGUGAUGUUGUUCGCGGUGAAUACUCAUUGAUUGAUUCUGAUGGCUUCAAACGUACUGUCCAAUAUACCGCAGAUCCUGUUAAUGGUUUCAAUGCUGUUGUUAACCGCGAACCCUUGGCUGUUAAGGCUGUAGUUGCUCCCGCUGUCGUCAAAACUCAUUAUGCUGCCCCAGCUGUAGUUAAAACUUUUGCUCCCGUAGCUCAUUAUGCUGCUCCAACUGUAGUCAAGGCCAUUACUCCAGUAGCUCACUAUGCUGCCCCAGCCACUUACAUUUUUAUGUAUUUCCAGUUCAUCGCAGUCUUUGCAUUACUCGCUGUCGCCAAUGCUGGCUUCAUUCCUGCUGCUCAGGUCUACCAUGCUGGCCCUGCUGCUGUUGUCAAGACUGUUGCUCCCGUAGCUCACUAUGCUGCUCAACAUGUUUUGGCUAAAGCCGACAACGAAUACGAUCCCCAUCCUCAGUACAAAUAUGGAUACAAUGUACAAGACAACAUUUCUGGUGACUCCAAGAGCCAAGUUGAAGAACGUGAUGGUGAUGUUGUCCGUGGUGAAUACUCUUUGAUUGAUGCUGAUGGCUACAGACGUACCGUUCAAUAUACUGCCGAUCCCAUCAAUGGUUUCAACGCUGUUGUGAACCGUGAACCUCUUGUCAAAGCUGUAGUUGCUCCCGCUGUUGUUAAGACCGUUGCUCCAGUUGCCCAUUAUGCUGCUGCUCCCGUUGCCCAUUACGCUGCUGCCCCAGCUGUAGUCAAGACUGUUGCUCCUGCUUACACCAGCUAUGCUGCUCCAGUUGCCCACUACGCCGCUGCCCCAGCUGUAGUCAAGACUGUUGCUCCUGCUUACACCACCUAUGCUGCUCCAGUUGCCCACUACGCUGCUGCCCCAGCUGUAGUCAAGACUGUUGCUCCAGCAUACACCACAUAUGCCGCUCCUGCCACUUAUUAUGCCCAUCACUAAAAUGUUCAUUUCGUUAAACCCAUUGUGACCAUUAAUGAUUAUUUAUAUUGUUGUUGAUUAAAUAAAUUAUUUAAAAUUAUCUAAAUA
Molecule: messenger RNA, 1293 nt
Organism: Calliphora vicina (urban bluebottle blowfly)
Lineage: Eukaryota; Metazoa; Arthropoda; Insecta; Diptera; Calliphoridae
Product: cuticle protein-like
Exons: 3
Coding region: 1-1206 (401 amino acids)
Cellular component (GO): extracellular matrix
Source: RefSeq, a predicted model, not a curated record